Molecule: messenger RNA, 7726 nt
Organism: Microcebus murinus (gray mouse lemur)
Lineage: Eukaryota; Metazoa; Chordata; Mammalia; Primates; Cheirogaleidae
Source: RefSeq, a predicted model, not a curated record
GGCCGCGCCCUGUUCCCGCCUCCCCAGUUAAGGCCGCUGGUGUGAGCCGGGGCUCCGCGCGACUGAGGGACGACGGAAGGGACCGGCAGGUGUGGGCGCGAGGCCGCGUAGCCCGACGGCGGGAGUCGCAGGCGCGCGGCGCAUGGGCCGGUGAGGACGCUCCGAAGUCCCCUCGCGGCGCGCUGAGGAGGAACAGCGCGGGAGCGAGGCGCUGCCCGGCGACCCCCGCGUCCGAGCGAGCGGAACCUCGCGCUUCGCCCGGGGACAGUCCGAAGUCCGCGCUAUGGAAGAAGAGAAAUAUUUGCCUGAGCUGAUGGCAGAGAAAGAUAGCCUGGAUCCAUCUUUUGUGCACGCGUCGCGCCUUUUGGCGGAAGAAAUUGAAAAAUUUCAAGGUUCUGAUGGAAAAAAGGAAGAUGAAGAAAAGAAAUACCUUGAUGUCAUCAGCAACAAAAACAUAAAGCUCUCAGAAAGAGUACUGAUUCCUGUCAAACAAUAUCCAAAGUUCAAUUUUGUGGGGAAAUUGCUUGGACCAAGAGGAAACUCCUUGAAGAGGCUACAGGAAGAAACAGGUGCUAAAAUGUCUAUCCUGGGAAAAGGAUCAAUGAGAGAUAAAGCAAAGGAAGAAGAACUAAGGAAGAGUGGGGAAGCCAAAUAUGCCCACUUGAGUGAUGAACUUCAUGUAUUAAUUGAAGUGUUCGCUCCACCUGGGGAAGCUUAUUCACGCAUGAGUCAUGCAUUGGAAGAAAUUAAAAAGUUCCUGGUUCCUGACUACAAUGAUGAAAUUCGUCAGGAACAACUACGUGAAUUAUCUUACUUAAAUGGCUCAGAGGACUCUGGUCGUGGCAGAGGUAUUAGAGGCAGAGGGAUCAGAAUAGCUCCCACAGCUCCUUCAAGGGGCCGUGGGGGUGCCAUUCCUCCUCCCCCACCACCUGGACGGGGUGUUCUCACCCCUCGAGGAACCACUGUGACCCGCGGAGCUCUUCCAGUGCCCCCUGUAGCAAGAGGUGUCCCUACCCCUCGAGCCCGGGGGGCACCCACAGUGCCAGGAUAUAGGCCACCCCCUCCUCCAGCCCACGAGGCUUAUGAAGAAUAUGGGUACGAUGAUGGCUAUGGGGGUGAAUAUGAGGACCCGACCUAUGAGGCUUAUGAUAAUAGCUAUGCGACCCAAACGCAAAGUGUGCCUGAGUACUAUGACUACGGUCAUGGAGUAAGUGAGGAUGCCUAUGACAGCUACGCACCAGAAGAAUGGGCCACAACCCGCUCUAGCUUGAAGGCACCACCGCCGAGGUCAGCCAGAGGGGGAUACAGGGAACACCCCUAUGGUAGAUAUUGAAGGUCCUCCUCAACUGUGACCUCACCUCAAAGACAAUUCAUAGCCUGUGGUCUCCACAUAAACAGCAACAAGACAAGUACCUACAAGCAAAGAAAGAUUAUUGAAUAACAGAUGUGAUGGUCUAAGGAUGAAGGUGAAGACGCACGAUAGCAAAAACAAAAGCUGAAAUAAAUCUUACACUGGCUGUUUGGAGAUUCAGUGUUUUUAACAAUGGAGGUAAGUCCCCUCAUCCACUUGUGAUUUCAUUUAUGAACUCUGCUUACAAAACACAGCACACUUCAUUAUGGGCGUGAACAGAAAUGUUUAAAUGGCUGAAGCAGCCCUUUGCAUCAGAUGGAAAAUAAGUGGAACAUUAAAUUCAUAUGAAAUAAGUGCGAAACUCUUGGGUUUUAUUCUACAUCGUAGCAGCAUAGCAAUAAUGUGUUGAUUCUCAUACGCACAUGAUUUUUAUAUGUCUUAUAUCACUAGAACUUGAGAUUAUGAAUUUCUGUAUUGCAGAGUAAAAAUCAAAACAAAAAUCAAUAAGGAAAUAUAUUUUACUGAGAGAAUAUGAUGUUCAUAAAGAGAGUAGGGUUACCAAAAGUUUCUGUGGAGAAGAAACGUCACCCACCAUACAUGAUGGAUUCUUAUAGAGCCUUCGUCUGAAGUGUUACUGUAGUCAUUCUUCCAAGUGUCACCUUUUUGUAUUAGAGAGAAAGUUCAAUUUUAUUGGAGAGGGCCAAUACAUAGAGGGUUCAAAUAAAUGUUUGUAGAAUGAAAUGGGAUGGAAUGGAGUAGAGUGGAAUAGAACCCAAUAGAAUAAAAUUGUUCCCUCCCGAAGUUCUAAUUUUUUUCUAAAACAAAAGGAAAAAAUAAAUGUAUCCCUGAAUGGAUGAUCAGCGAUAUCAAUGAUUCAAUAGGGAAGUUUUCAUUUUCUUCUUUAUACAUCCUUAUAUUAAAGAAUAACUUAUUUAGAGAGCAUAAAUUUAGUGUAUGUGUUUGUUUAAUGAGAUAGAAACUUGUAUAAGAUAUUUCAGAAAGUUGUUCUUAAAAGUACUUAAAUAAAAAAAAAUUGGUAAUGAAAGUACAUUUCCCAGAAAGAUCUUUAAAAAGAAUUGAAAUAAGUUAUAAAUACUGUAGAAACAUCAUGCCCCCUUCUGUUUUUUUCUCAGAGAAGUUCGGAAGAAAACAGCACCUAAUUUUUGUUUCCAUCUUGAAUCUGACUCAUACUUAACAUCUUUUCGAACUCUUUCCAUAGAGUUCUUUGUAAAUAUCCUGCACAACGUAACACUCCCUUAGGAAUUUUCUUGAAGCUAGAAAAUAUAUUGUAAUUGUGACCAUGUGUCUUGGUUUACACCUAUUGUUCCAGUAUAAUUAUCACUACCACUACCGUUCUCUCUCAGAGGUGUCCUGGUAUGGCUGAAAUAUUAUAGUAACUUUAACUAUAAAUAAUAAUAAACUGUUAAUAUUGUAAUAAUAAAAAUAUCUUUAUUGGAAGCUUGCUAUUUGUCAGAGACUUUGCAGUGCUUUCACAUAUAAUGAAUUCUUUACAAUAACCCAAUGAGGCAAGUAUUUUAUUGCCCCCAGUUUAUAGUUGAGAAAACAAAGAGUUAGAGAGGUAAAAUAGCAUGGCCUAUUCUCAUAGUGGGCAAACCCCAAUCCAGACUGUGGUCGGACUCUGCAUCAAUAUACGCCCGAAGAUCGUUAUACAUACCAUCUUCCUAUUUGCUUGUCAAUAUAAUGAACUUUUGUUUUUAUUAACACAUUCAAAGAUUAUGAAUAGUUCUAAUAUAUUACUCUUCCUAGCUGUUAUAACUAUAUUCUUAUAAAGACAGUGCAUUUUAAGAGGCAGAAAAAGAGUACUGAACUGAACUAAAACUCGGGAUAUUUUAGUUCAGGAUAUUAACAGUACUAUGUAAAUGAUAAAAACUAUGAUUUCCUGAGUGACUAGUGUAUGCCAGGCAUCAUACUUGGGAUUUUCCCUGUGUUAUAUCUUUGUCCCUUAAAACAGUUCUGCAAAGCAGAAUAUUUGAACCCUGUGAAUGUGUAUGAAUUGCUUUAGCUAUUAGCUCUAAAUUGGCUCAUAGGUUAAAAAUGAACAUUGGAGGAUUAAAUCCUUUCAACAGGCCUCUCCAGCUCUGACAUUCUGUGCCUAGAUGUCUCACUGAUUAUCAGGAUAUAAGACACAGAAGCUGGAUGCAAAGAAAAAUUCUUGGGGACAAAGGGACUUCCUUAAUACCCCAUAUUUAUGUUAACUAUUAUGCAUUGAGAUCUUAAUACUGGCAUGCACUUAACGUACUUUUAAAUCUUUUUGUUAUCCCUGUUUUUCUUCUUACCAUAGGCCAAAUAAGAAGAGAAUCUGGGUUUGAACCAAUAUUUUCUUCACAGAUUUCCUCCACAGGCUUGCUUCACCACUAAACAUCCAAGCCUAACACAGAACCUGACACAGAGUAGGUACUCAGAAAUAUUUGUUGAAUAAAUAAAAGGUGAAUGAAUGAAUCUAUGAAAGCAAAGAAUACUUUCCAAUCAUUAAUUACAUUAGACCUUAAGUUUUACUGAACAAAAAGUGUAGAGAGGAGGUAACUAGAAGGAACAAAAAGAAAAGGAGUCAAUUUUCUUUUCUCUACUCGAGAAUUUCAUAGGUUUAUUAUCUGUCUCCUCCCACAAAGAGGCUCCCAGAGUUCUCGGUUUGUUUUUACCUGGAGAGGGAAAGGGGAAGACAAGAAAAUCUCUGCUGUCCAUUGUUGGUGCUACCCACUAAUAAAAACUACAAAUAUUUUAAUUAAAAAGCAAAAAGUCUAAUAGGACAUGGAAUAUUCUUACAUUUACUGUUGAAACCUCCUGUUUCUACUCUGCCAGCACAAUCCUGAUAUGUUUAGAAUAUACACUCUUUUUUCCUAACUAAAAAAUUCUGAUGACUAAAAAGACAGAGUGGGGCAUAAUUACAGGAAUACCCAGUAGAGUGUCAUGAUUAACGACAAGGACCGUGAGCCAGACUGCCUGAUUUCAAAUCGUAGCCCACUGUUUUGUAGCUGUGAGCUCAUAGUCAAGUUAGGUAACCUUGCUUUGCUUCUGUUUCUCAUAUGUAAAAUGGAGAUCAUUAUAGUACGGGAUGAGCAUCCCUAAUUCAAAUUCAUCCCUAAUCCAGAUUACUCCAAAAUCUGAAACUUUUUAAGCACCCACAUAAUACCACAAGUGAAAAAUUUCACACCUGACCUCGUGUGACAGGUCACAGUCAAAAUGCAGGUGUAUAACAAAAAGUUUAUUCAGAGUCCCAAGGGAAAAAUAAAAUUACCUUCAGGAUAUGUGUAUAAGGUGUGUAAAAAUAAAUUUUGUGUUCAGACUUAGGUUUCAAGCCCAAGAUAUCUCAUCAUGUAUAUUCAAAUAUUCCAAAAUCUAAAAAAAUCUGGGAUCCAAAAUACUUCUGUCCCCAAGCAUUUUGAAUAAGAGACACUGAACCUGUACCUAACUCAUAGGGAUUCUUUUUAGGAUUAAAUAAGUUAGAACAUGCAAAGCCCUGAUAAUAAUGCCUGGCACAUAGGAAACAAUAAAUGUACACCAAUCAUACUUUUUGUAUUAUUAUUUUUGCCACCUCCAAAUUUCCAUUAAGACUGAGAAAGAAAAAAAAUAGAGGGAGAAUGCACAAAUAAGUAAUAGAAUGAAAAUGCAGCAUGGCCACAGAUUCAUUACAAACGUAAAAAGCACGAUAGAAAGUCAGGAUUCUUAGAUAUUGUUAUGUCCCCUUGAAAACAGUUUUUCUUUUUGAUUCUUACCCUCGAUAGAAAAUGUUUCUUCGUAUAUCUUUUAAACACCUAAUGAUGAAGAUUACUCUUGUUUUAUCUUCUUUCAUCUAAAAUAUUUGGAGGACAGCUGAUUACAGUCAACUUUUUAGGACUCCUCCCCAAAGAAUCUCAACUGAUUUAACUCAACGACUUUCAAAGGUAUUCAUUCAAAGGCUAUUCAUAUUCCCCAUAGCUGCUUGAAUUCCUUUGCCUCAUCAUAAAAGCAUUAUUAAGUGUUUCAUAUUGUUUUACUGUACAGCAUAAUAUAAUAACAUCUUUAGCUCUUGAAAAAACAAAGAGACCAUGCUCUUAUUCACUUAUUUAUUCCUUGUGAAUGUAUGCAUGUAUAUCAUUUAACAGAUAUUUAGAUUCUAUUAUGGGCCAGGCACUGCACUAGAUAUCUUUUAAUAAAAACCCCAAAAGCAGUUAACAAGAUAGACAAAGUCUCUGCUUUCAUGAAGCCUAGAAUCUAGAGAGGCUUUGGAGCAAUAAACAAAACAAGUAAUAUUUCAAUUACAAAUUGAGAUCAUUGUUAUGCCAGAAAUACAUGGAGAGCUUGAGAGAGAGUAAUGGGGGUGGGAGGUGGAGAGGUUGAGGGAAAUAUUAGACAGGCCGAUCACAGAGAGCCUGUCUAAUAGGCAAGGGACGUGAAAGCAACAUCCGAAGAAAGAAAAGGAACAUACCAUACAAAUUGCAGAGAGAGGAACACAUCGCAGGCAGAAAGAACCGCAGAGGCGUGGUGCGGAAAAGAACAUGCACAGGUCACUGAAUCUGUCGCUGGACACUGGCGAGCAAUAGGGCUACCUGCGUGAGAAGAGCUAGGGUCAGAUCAUGCAGAGUUUUCCGACUGGGAUGUUCUCAGUGUGCAACAGGGAACUGUUGCAAGGUAUUAAACAAGGAGCUAGCAUGAUCUGAUGCAUGUUUCAAAAAAUGACCCUGCUUGUUGUAUGGAGAACCUAUGGGAAGGGGAUAUGAGUAAAAUGAGAAGAUAACCUAACAGAAUAUUGACAGAUAAUUUGUAGCUCAGACUUAAAUCUUAGCAGUGGAGCUGGGGAGAACCGGAUAUGAGAGAGAGUUGGGAGAUACAAGUGACAGAAAUCCAUGAUGGAUUGGAUUGAAUUGGAUUGGAAAGGGAGGAACCAUGUAUGACACUUAAGUUUCUGCCUCAAGUAUUAGAUGAUAGUUCUAUUCACUAAGAAGAAAAAACUGGGGAAGUACCAGAAGUUCAGUCUUGACCAGGUUAAUUUCGUGAUACUUAUGGGACACCGCAGUGGAGAUGUUAAAUAGGCAUUUGAUUAUACUGAUGAGAAGCUGUUAUACAAAUGAGCUAAAGAUGGCCUCUGUGUAUUGGCCCCUAGGUUGUUUAUUUCUUCGCUGCAGGCUGAGACUCAAAAGCCCACCAGGGGAGAAAAUCAAAUGUUUGCACAUGCAUUCAUUUUUUUUUCAAAUUGGCUAUACAAGCAAAUUUUUCGACAUUUAAAAUCUGCCUGUUUUUCAUACCCCACCAAACCUCACCCCACAUCUGCUAGCAAUAGAUAAACCCUGUGGGUCAUAAAGACUCAAGCUGCUAACUUCCCUUUAGAGCUUUUACCCAGACACCCCCCCACUCCACAUCAUGCUACUGAGGCACAUUGCCUAGACGCAAAACCCUCCUCUCUCCUAGUGGUUUCCUUGCCCUUCUCCCCUUCUGAGUAGUGACCUUGACCCUUAACCUCUGGACAGACUCCUGCUGUGAGGGACUUCCUCCUAACCAGAACCUGUCAAAGUAGCCCGGCAAAGCUCGUGUGUGCUACUGCCACCUUGUGGUCAUAUCUUUUUCCUUGAUCAGUACCAAAUCCCUCAAACCCGCUACAGAAGAAGCUCAAAGAAAAGUUUUGCCCUCCAUAGGUCUGUCUGGAAGUAAUAAGCAUAGAGAUGGCACUAAGGCCAUGAGAAUCAAGGACACUACUUCAGGAGAAGUGUCUAGAAAUACUAGAUCUGAAGAGAUACAAAAGUUGAGAUAUGGUAAAGACGAAAAACAUGCAAGUAUAAACACUUGGUCAAUUCCUAGUCAAAUUCUUUCACUUAGGCAACACAUUGGCUCCUUUAAGAUAAAAAAUGUCUCCUUCUCUCCCACUCCUCUCUGCCCCUGUGGUUUUUCUAUGUAAUUGCUUUGCCACAUAUUAUCGCAAGUAUCUGAUUAUCAGUCUGUCUCCACAUGACGCUAUCCUUGAAGGCACAACGUGUGUUCAUCUCUAAAUUCCAGGCAUCUAGCACGGCACUGGACAUGGAGUCCAAAAUAAACAUUUUCUGACUGAAUAAACAAAUGAAUGGGUGAAUAGGCAAUCUGAACAUAGUAGAACGAAUGUAGAAAUGAGUAAUGAUGAUGAUGUGGUAAUGGAAGAUUCCAAGUGGCUGUGGAAGGUUAGGACAUCUUUUGUUUUCAUGAUGAUGGUGUUUCUGACUAUCCAUUCCUCCUUCUCAGUCUGAAGUUAGAUUCUAGUCUUACCCUAAAUAAAGACAUGGAUACGUUGGGCUCACGGGUACUGUACCACAGGGACUACGUACAGAGAUAAUGGGAUAAUAUGAAAAUAUUUCACACAAUUAGAAAGGCAGCUAAUUCCAUAAAAACUCAGGAAGUCAUAAUACUGAG